Molecule: messenger RNA, 168 nt
Organism: Dovyalis caffra
Lineage: Eukaryota; Viridiplantae; Streptophyta; Magnoliopsida; Malpighiales; Salicaceae
Source: the annotation of a GenBank genome assembly
AUGCGUUUGAAGGAAAAAUCACAGGUUUAUGUAGAUACACUCACUAAAGAGGGAAAAGAUCAGAUUCAAGAACCUGGUUGGUGUCGCACUCAGAAAAUGGAGAAAACAUGUCUUCCCCUAUUCGCCCCUGGCAUCUGCAACUCUGCAGACUCGGAUAGAUUGGAAUAA